Molecule: messenger RNA, 333 nt
Organism: Myxozyma melibiosi
Lineage: Eukaryota; Fungi; Ascomycota; Lipomycetes; Lipomycetales; Lipomycetaceae
Product: translation factor sui1
Exons: 2
Coding region: 1-333 (110 amino acids)
Biological process (GO): translational initiation
Cellular component (GO): eukaryotic 43S preinitiation complex
Molecular function (GO): translation initiation factor activity; RNA binding; ribosomal small subunit binding
Source: RefSeq, a predicted model, not a curated record
AUGUCUACGUCCAUCGAGAAUCUUAAGACCUUCGAUCCUUUCGCCGAUACUGGUGACGACGACAGUCAGCCGACCAACUACAUCCACAUCCGGAUCCAGCAGCGUAACGGCCGCAAGACCCUCACUACCGUCCAGGGACUCCCGCAGGAAUAUGACCCCAAGCGUAUUUUGAGAGCGCUCAAGAAGGAUUUUGCCUGCAAUGGUACCAUCGUCAAGGAUGAAGAGCUAGGCGACGUUAUCCAGCUCCAAGGUGACCAGCGUGUCAAGGUGAUGGAGUUUCUCUCCUCCCAGCUCAAUAUCUUGAAGAAGAACAUCAAGAUCCACGGUUUCUAA